Messenger RNA from Musca domestica (house fly), 1649 nucleotides. It is a transcript of the gene GV1, whose product is annotated as Sporozoite P67 surface antigen. Bases 273 to 1193 code for a protein of 306 amino acids. The transcript is spliced from 5 exons. The record is from RefSeq and is a predicted model, not a curated record. Lineage: Eukaryota; Metazoa; Arthropoda; Insecta; Diptera; Muscidae.
AAAAAAGACUUGGAGUUGAAUCGUUUGCAUUUAGCAAAAUCAGUGUGACUCGUGUCUUCAACGUGUUUUGUCACGCCAAAGCGUAUGAUCGCGUAAAUCGUUUGUCGAGAAAACAAAUUUAUAAACAAACUGCCCAAACUGUGUUUGUGAAAGAAUAAUUAGCUGCCAGCAACCAAUUGAACAUCGGAAGGCGAUAAGACGGAAAGGAUUAACUGCACCUGGUUAUUUGAAUCGUAGACAUUCUCUCCUCCGUACACAAAUACACACACAAAAUGCUUACAGGAAUCAGUUACCUGCUAGUCACUUGCUUAGCCACCAUAAGCACAGCGAUACGAGUGGAUUGGAAUACAAACACUGGUCCCAUUAUACCACCAACACCUCGCACCACAAUCAGACCAAUACCGCCAUUCCGGGAGCCAGCGCCCGUCUGGGAGGAUCUUAGCAAUGAUAUACCAAAUCCAAAUCCAUAUGUUUAUGUAUUACCGCCACCCUCACGACCCAAACAAAGGCUCAACACCAAUGUCAAUUACGAUACAAAUCCCAACAAAUACGGAACCUUGAUCAGGCCAUCGCUACAAACCACCAACUACUAUCAGCAGCAGAGCAAUACCCCACAACAAGUUGCCGGGCUGGCGCCACAAUACAUUCCCAAUGUGGGUACACGUUAUGUGGCGGUGGUGCCCAAAACCUCUGGAGUGACAGGAACUACGAGCAGCACAGCAGCGAAUGUACUUUCUCCCAACGACAAUGAAAACAACUACAAAUUCCAGGGCAAAUACAAUGCCAAGACGAAGAAAUACAAGGUCUAUGAGAAAGUCAAAUAUGUGCCAAUUAAUUAUUAUACUGAACUAGAGGAAAAUGAUAGUGUAAGUGAGGCCACAUCCAAGCGUAAUUUGCCAGCUGAGAUUCCCGUUUGGGCUCCUUUUGAUGACGAAGAUUUGCCAAAUGUAGAAUACACGGUUAAAUUAGAGAAUCUCUUGGCAACGGCCGAAAAACUUUCCGGCACGACACCUGUUACCACCACCAGUACCACAAAUACAUCGAUGGCUUCAUCGACCCCUUCAACAUCUGCGGCUCCUUCCUCUUCUUCGACACCAGCCCCCUCAAAAUCCUCAUUUAAAUUCUACUCGAAACAUAUUUAUCCCAAGGAUUCUACGUUGAAACUCAAGGAAAAACUCAAUAAGAAAAGUUGAAUUCUCCCAGUGAGGAAUUGAAAUAGCUCUAAGUCCAACACCACCACUACUACUACUUCUACACAUGCAUACAUGCAAAAGUUCCAUUUGUUAAUAAUUUGCAAAUUGUUAUUAAAACUUUUCCACACAAAUAUACCUACAAAUUUGAAUUUGAAGGCCACAAACAGCAACUAAUACUAUUUCGAAACUAUACCGUUCACCUACACACUAAUACACACAUAUGCAUACGUGUUUGCCAUAUUUUCUUUGGUAAAUGAAAAUUCACAAAUUGUACAUAGCGAAAGUAUUAAUCUGUCAUUCAAAGAAAACAAAAACCUAUUAAAUGUCCAAUUUGAAAAGCAACUGCUCAAAAGAAUUAGAAAACAAUAAAAACCUAUCAUGUUGUUACUUUUUUUAUAUAUAUAAUUUUACAUGUAAAUAAAUAUAAUCAUAUAUAUUUUAUAUACAAUAAAUAAA